UGAUGCAAUUUUUAUUUUGUUUUCAGUUGAUGAGAAAGUGUUGGAGAGACACAUUUUGUUUACGAAUGACAAAAGCAUCUGCGCCGUUCCUGUAUCUGUACUUGGCCUCGGGAGCUCAUCCAUCUUUUCUAUACAUUGUGAUCUGGUGAAAGGGGAUAGCUACGUUACAAGGUUUGCCGUAAACAUGAGGACAAAAAUGGUAUUUUAUACAAAUGAUUCAACAAUAUUUAAACAGCCCGCAUUCAAAGAAGAUCAAAGAGAAGUGCUUUACGAAUCUGCUGGUAUAAUUAUAGAUAUGGAUGUUGACUGGAUAAGUGGGUUGCUAUAUUGGAUAGAGAAAGACAACGGUCAUCUCUAUUAUGUUCAUGAAAGUGGUCCGGAAGUUUUUGACGAACAAUUAACAGAUUCAGAUAUCACUAAUAUAGCUGUUGAUCCACACAAUAAAAAAGUUUAUUGGAUUUCGAGCGUUUUAGAAGGCACGGAAAACAAAUAUGUUCUGAGUGCAUGGAGUAUGAAAACAAAGACAACAGAAAUAAUACCGACAUUAUUGCUUUCCAAACCGUCUGACUUAGAGUAUGACAGACUUAAAGACAGAUUGUUGUGGAAUGACAAUGAUGGACAUAUAGGAAUGAUAAAUACUGACGGAACCGGCGAGAGAAAAUAUGACACUGCAACCACAGGGGAACCACGACAUGCCGUUACAGUUUAUAAGAAUUUCAUUAUAUCGUCAACAGGAGAAAACAGGCAGUUUGAUAUAGUCUACGAACUAGAUAAACAAAGGUUAAGUGUGAAUUUACACAAAGGGUAUGACGGAUUUGUUGAAGAUGUACAUGUUUAUGAAAAAGCAUUGCAACCAUUUGAUCUUGAGUCGUGCGAAGUAAACAAUGGGGAUUGUGAACAUGUAUGUCGAAAAGGGAGUGAAAGAAAAUGUGCUUGUUUUCUUGGAUAUGUUCUUAACGAUGACAACAAGUCAUGUCGGUCAGCUGUUCUGAAUGAGAAGUAUUUUGUUGUACUGGACGCAGUUCAUAAAGCGCUGUACCAGGUUGACCAGGAAACAAAAGCUAUACAUACCAUUACAAUCAGACAAGACAAUGUUCCUGUUGGAUUAGCGUUCGAUCCCAAAAGGAAAGGCGUUAUAUGGGUUGAUAAAAAAACUAACUCAGUGAAAAAGAUAACAUUAGGAUCAUCUGACGAGACAGCAGUGAUGUCUGGUGUUGAUAAUAAUGCGGAUAUAGCAGUAGAUGUAUCUUCUGGAAACAUAUAUAUCUCAUCUGGACGGAACAUAUCCGUAAUCAGACAUUCUUUUCAUUUACUGACGAUAGUUGAUUCAACAAAUAUAAUUGCAAACAUUGGAAAAAUUGCUGUAAUGCCUCAAUCUGGGUAAUCAAUUUUUUUACUUUUAAGCAGUUUAAUUUUAACACUUUAUUCUCCCAAGAAACAAUACAAAAAUUAUUUAAACUAUUGGUUUGGAAUUUUCUAGUUUUUACCACGUCUUUCUUUCAUUUCUAAGGUUGAUUAUUAUUCUGUGACCCUAGGCUUGAUUUUCGAAGACAAUCAUAAGAUUUUACAUGGAGGCUAUGUGUCAUUAAAUAUUGAAUGAAAUAUAAAAACUAAUCCGUAUCCUAUUCAAAAAUACCAUUGAGUUAAAAAUAAAUGGAUCAGGUGCAGGAUGACUUAUUGAACAAAGAUUUUCGCGUAUAUGAAUGCAGACCGACCUAUUCUAUAGACGAGGAAAAACAGUUUA
Messenger RNA from Ruditapes philippinarum (Manila clam), 1744 nucleotides. Its product is annotated as low-density lipoprotein receptor-related protein 4-like. The record is from RefSeq and is a predicted model, not a curated record. The transcript is spliced from 10 exons. The coding region runs from base 185 to 1384 and encodes 399 amino acids. Lineage: Eukaryota; Metazoa; Mollusca; Bivalvia; Venerida; Veneridae.